AUGUCGUUAACUCUCGGGCUCACCCCACCCUCCUCGGUCGCACGCCUGGCCAUCAAACCAGAGCGUGUUCGGCGGGUUUUGGGGGCUACUGGGUUGCAGAGGCGACGAGACCCUUGCCAUCGAAACCAAUAUGCUGCACACAGGUGGCUAGCAACACAAACGAAACUCCCUGCGGAUAAUCAUCCUUUGGCCUAUACCUGGCUGACACGCACCCCUGAGGAGAUUACUCCAGAUGACGUUCUUUCAACCAUCCCCUCGCUUUCGGGCUCGCGACUAGAAUCAAAACCGAUCCCUAUCAUCCUUGUCACACCCAGUUUUGCGCCAUGGGUUGAUACAUCCCAUACCUUCCUCGAGCAAUGGAUCAACCGACUGUACCAUAACCCUCCGGGGGAUUCCAAUAGCUCUACGUAUGCCUUUGUAGCAAUUGUUGACAGGCUACCUGAUACCAGUCGCGAGCCAGGCAACGCAUCAAAAGAGGGGGCUCGGGAAUACGAGGGCAUAUCGGUUUUGUUUUCAAGCGCAGAGAACAUACAAGGGAAAGCCGCCGCGCCGCGCCGACUCCGAGCCACGGACGCCCCAGAAGCAGCUUUCGUGUUCUCGGUUCAAACGGACACCAACGCUACCAAUGAAGGCACCCGUCCACCCAUCCAUGAAGUUGGCUUGCGUCUCGCCAAUACCAUAUUUCUCAAUGGCAAGGAAAAUACCCUUUUUGGAACACGCUGGGGCUACAAUGCUUCGUCGUCCGGUUAUAAUUUGGAUCAGGUCAUCGACCUGUCUCGCUGUUUAAUUACAUCGAACACAGAGUCUAUCCACACUUCUCUAGGCCUCCCGCUUUAUCCAGUCGGCCGGCGAAGAAGGGUUGUAACCAGCAUGGGCAAUAUUUUGCGCCAAAUCACAAAACAUGCCGAUGGUCAAUCGAUGGAGCCGAUGCCGGCUUCGACGGAGUUGGAAAAGGAGCUUCCGCGUUACAUUGAAGAACAUGACAUUACCGACCACAGAGUCUCGGUGUGGGCUCUCAUCGAAGGCCCCGACCAACAUGGAGCGGACAGGAGCCCAGAUGAUCUCACCAAGGCACUUCAGGCGGGAGGUAAACUCCACCAUGUCAUGAGCGGUGGCGGUGGAUGGGGUAAGAAGCAGGGCCUAUUGUCGCUAGAUCCUGAGAUCAGUUUCCUGGCACCUUCUGAUGAUGGGGAACCCGUGAGCCUGAACGGGCUCUUUUCUCCCCAGGCCGAGGACUCGCUGCCAGACCGAAUGCCAUCGCUCGACCGAGUCUUCAUCGAUGACCUGUCAUCGCUGUCACAGGUCGCCCGGGCGGGCGACUAUAUUCAAUUUUUUGUUUCGGUCAGCUCAGGGCAUGAGCAGGACAGAUCGGAUCGGUCACUGGUUCCGGAAGAGGCUCUUUCGUGUCAUUUCGGUGUCGUCGCUGAUGCUGAAAGCCCCAUGGCAUCGCCGAGUACCUCUCUCGAACGAAAGGAUUUAAUCCAGGUGCCGAAUCAUUUCGGCGCGCUGUCCGAGAAGGCCGUCACUUAUUUGCAGCCCAUUGUCCCGGCGAAAUCUGAGGGAGAGUUGCUUGAAUCUAGCACCAAGCUCAAUAUGGCUGGGGCUCGGAUUUCACUAGCCCUGGAAUAA
This is a messenger RNA of Aspergillus steynii IBT 23096, 1629 nucleotides long. RefSeq lists its product as uncharacterized. The transcript has 2 exons. Lineage: Eukaryota; Fungi; Ascomycota; Eurotiomycetes; Eurotiales; Aspergillaceae. Bases 1 to 1629 code for a protein of 542 amino acids. The record is from RefSeq and is a predicted model, not a curated record.